Molecule: messenger RNA, 5347 nt
Organism: Gallus gallus (chicken)
Lineage: Eukaryota; Metazoa; Chordata; Aves; Galliformes; Phasianidae
Gene: CP
Product: ceruloplasmin
Exons: 19
Coding region: 296-3727 (1143 amino acids)
Biological process (GO): iron ion transport
Cellular component (GO): plasma membrane
Molecular function (GO): copper ion binding; oxidoreductase activity
Source: RefSeq, a predicted model, not a curated record
GUGUCUUUAUUUCACAUUUUCCACAAGGUUCGUGAAUGCAGAAUGAAGCUAUACUUGCUAAACGUCGUGCUGUUUUUUUGCUGUUGCCGAACUGGGGCAGUGACCAGGGAGUACUACAUUGGGAUUACAGAGACAGCAUGGGACUAUGCACCCGGCAGUACUGAUCUCAUAUCUGGACAGCGUUUUGCAGAAGAAGAUGCCUUUAAAAUGAAGUAGAACUGUACUAAAUGAAGACAGUGAAGAAGCAUAUCAGAAAUAAGAAGAGUCUUCUCACUGACUGUGAAGCCAACAUAACAUGAUACUUGUUGGUGUUAACUGGCUGUGGAAAACUAUACAGAACUUGAAACCUGCACAUACAAAAACGUCGAGCAGGAAGGCCGAUUGUUUGACUUGCAGCAUAAAAUUGUAUCAAAUACCCUUAUCUUCAGUCUAUAAAAUAAGUAGUUGGCAAGCUGAAGUCUUCCUUAAAAGAGGACCACAAAGGAUAGGAAGCACUUAUAAGAAGGCUGUCUACACUCAGUACACCAGUACUUUAUAUGACGUGAUAGUUGAGAAACCUUCCUGGUUAGGUUUUUUAGGCCCUAUCAUUAAGGGAGAAGUUGGCGAUUCUAUUGUUAUUCACUUGAAGAACUUUGCUUCCAGAAACUACACACUGCAUCCACAUGGUGUAAAAUAUACAAAGGAAAAUGAAGGUGCUUUUUAUCCAGACAAUACCAAAGGUUUUGAAAAAAGAGAUGAUGCUGUGAAGCCUGGAGGCCAGUACACUUAUACAUGGGAUGUGACAGAAGAUCAAGGUCCUGCUAAGGGAGAUGCAGACUGCAUAACCAGGGUUUACCAUUCUCACAUAGAUGCUCCAAGAGAUGUUGCCUCAGGGCUUGUUGGGCCUUUAAUAAUUUGCAAGAAAGGUGCAAUGAAUAAGGACAAUGAUAAAUACGUUGAUGCUGAGUUUAUCCUUAUGUUCUCUGUGAUGGAUGAAAAUCUCAGUUGGUAUCUAGAUGACAAUAUCAGAAUGUACUGUUCUGAGCCUUCCAAAGUUGACAAAGAUGAUGAGGACUUUCAGGAAAGCAAUAAAAUGCACUCAAUCAAUGGGUACAUGUAUGGAUACCUCCCAGAUCUCACAAUGUGUGUGGAAGAUAAGGUAAAAUGGCACCUUUUUGGCAUGGGUAAUGAAGCUGACAUCCAUUCAGCCUACUUUCAUGGUCAGACCUUAAUAGAAAGGCACCAUCGAGUUGACACCAUUAACCUCUUCCCAGCCACAUUUAUUGAUGCCCUCAUGAUACCAAGGAAUCCCGGGGAAUGGCUGCUGAGCUGCCAAGUGAAUGACCAUAUAGAAGGUGGUAUGCAGGCCCUUUUUAAAGUAGAAGGUUGUAGAAAAUCCACAAUAGAUCACAAUGAGACUACAAAGAUAAGACAAUACUUCAUUGCUGCUGAAGAGAUUAUCUGGAAUUAUGGCCCAUCUGCCCUGAACCAUUUUACAGGACAAGAAUUAAUUGCUGACAGUGAAUCUUAUGUAUUUUUUGAACGAAGUGAGACAAGAAUUGGUGGCUCUUAUAAAAAAGCCAUUUACAAGGAAUAUACAGAUGGUACUUUCACAGCACAUAAAAAAAGGCUUCCAGAGGAAGAACAUCUUGGUCUCUUAGGACCUGUUAUCAAGGCGGAAGUGGGCGAGAGCAUCAGGGUGACUUUCCGAAAUAAUGCCAGCCGCCCAUUUAGCAUCCAGCCCCAUGGUGUGAGUUACCACAAGAGCAACGAGGGAGCGUUGUAUAGAACUGCCUCCAGAGAUACUGAAUCUCCAGCCUCCCAUGUCAGUCCUGGUACUACGUUUACAUAUGAGUGGACUGUGCCAGAAGAUGUGGGCCCCACAGACCAAGACCCAGACUGCUUAACUUGGCUUUAUUACUCAGCUGUGAAUUCAGUCAGAGACACCAGUUCGGGCCUUGUGGGUCCUCUUAUGGUGUGCAGGAAAGGAGCUCUACUUCCUUCUGCAAAACAGAAAACUGUGACCAGGGAGUUUUUUCUACUUGCCACAGUAUUUGAUGAGAAUCUGAGCUGGUACUUGGAUGACAAUAUUUUGAUGUUUACAGCAAAACCUAAUGAAAUUGACAAAGAUAAUGAGGACUUCCAAGAGUCUAACAAAAUGCACUCUAUUAAUGGUUAUAUGUAUGGAAAUCAACCCGGUCUUGAGAUGUGUAAAGGCGAUGUGAUUUCCUGGCAUUUGAUGGGCUUAGGGUCAGAAGUCGAUGUUCAUGGGAUAUACUUUUCACAAAACACAUUUGUAACAAAAGGAGCAAGAAAGGAUACAGCAAAUCUAUUUCCACAUACGUUUGUUACAGCUAUUAUGAAGCCUGAUUCUGAAGGAAUUUUUGAAGUAUCAUGCCUGACAACAGAUCACUACAGAGGAGGCAUGAAACAGAAGUACAAAGUGAAACCAUGCCAUUGGAGGAAUGUGGAUCCAUCCCUGUAUUUGCAUGAGAAGACGCACUAUAUUGCUGCUGUGGAAGUUGAAUGGGACUAUUCCCCUAACAGGACAUGGGAAUUCGAGCGGCAUCAAUAUCACAAGGAAAGCCCUGGCAAUCCAUUUUUAAAUAAAGACGACAAAUUCAUUGGCUCAAAAUACAAAAAAGUAGUAUAUCGUGAGUACACAGAUCAGACAUUCAGUAUUCCAAAAAGCAGAGCAGAGGAAGAGCAGCACCUUCAAAUUCAAGGGCCACUGAUUAUGUCAAGUAUUGGAGAUAAAAUUAACAUAGUUUUUAAGAACCUGGCAUCAAGACCUUAUUCUAUACAUGCCCAUGGAGUGAAAACAGACAGUUCUGCUGUUGCUAUAACCAACCCAGGUGAAACUAAAAUGUAUGUCUGGAAAAUAUCAGCAAGAUCUGGUUCUGAGAGAGGCGAUCUGCACUGUACUGCAUGGGCAUACCAUUCAAUGGUGGACAUCAUUAAGGACACUUACAGUGGAUUAAUAGGCACACUUGUUGUGUGUCCUAGACAUUAUUUGCCAUCAUCUCAUACUAGAAAGAAAGUGCGUUUUGCUCUUCUUUUUAUGGUUUUUGAUGAAAAUGAGUCAUGGUAUUUGGAUGAAAACAUUGAAACCUAUUCCGCCAACCCGCACCUUGUUGACAAAGAAAAUGAGGAAUUCCUUGAAAGUAACAAAAUGCAUGCCAUUAAUGGAAAAGUAUUUGGAAAUUUACAUGGUCUGACUAUGCAUGUUGGAGAUGAAGUAAGCUGGUAUUUGAUGGCAAUGGGCAAUGAAAUAGAUAUUCACACAGCACACUUCCACGGCCACAGCUUUGACUAUAAGCAAACAGAAGUCUACCGGGCAGAUGUCUUUGAUUUGUUCCCUGGAACAUUUCAAACAGUGGAAAUGAUCCCACAGAACCCUGGAGUGUGGUUAUUGCACUGUCACGUUACUGACCACAUCCAUGCAGGCAUGGAAGCAACCUACACAGUGCUCCCAAAGGAAGGUAAGAGCUUAUCUACCCUAAUAAUGUUCAUUAUUCUCAAAGGUGCAGUACAGAGCUCAAGGACAUGCCAGCGUACUCAGCUCUACUUCAGGCAUCCAACAGUAUUUCAUGACUUAAUAUUUCUUGUAGUAAUGUGGAAGCGAGAAUAUUGCAAGUUCAGAUCAUUACUGCUUGGGGGAAAAAAAAAAAAAGAAUCUGAAGGCAUGAAUGUUAACUAUUUCUUCAGCUCCCUGUCAAUGAAAUUAAAAUGGCAGCUUUUUAUUUAAGAAAGAACUUGUCAUGAGACAUAAUACUUCUGUGCCCAAGAACUGCUAAUGGAAUCAGACUCCCUCUCACUUUUUAUUUAGAACAAAAUGAACCAUUUAGUGAAUAAAGCUGAAGUCACUAUUCAAAGUACUGAAAAGCUACAGUAGCAGUUUCUUUUUAAAAGGCAUAUUUUAGCCUUACAAACACUGUUAUUUAACUAUUAGUAUUACUUUAGCAAUCUUGCCUGUGAGAAAAACCUGAAUCUUAAAGAAUUCUGACAUUUCUUUCUUCUACAAAGCUAAUACAACUUUAAAAGCAGCUCUCAUGUACUAAAAAGACAAAGCAUAAUAGGUAUGUAUUAUGUUAAUUGACAGAAAGAGCAGUAUUCCAAAAUGUGUAUGUCUAUGUAUGUAUAUAUAUAGACACACAACUGAAUGAUGUACACGCGUAUACUAACAAAUGCAGAUUAGAUUGUUAAACACUAUCUUGUUAUAGAGCUGAUUUACACUGUGAUACACUGUGACAAAUUUCUGCAUAUAAUACAUUAAUGGAGUACACAUAGGAAAAGAGACUUAUGCUGCAUUCUCAGGUACGUGGGAUUUUUCAUAAUCAGCUCUUAUAGUCCAGUGCAUUUUAUACCCUUCAGUGUAUUUUAACUGUUUUUGAAUCAAAUUCAUAAUGCAUAAAAGGUACUGACAUCCAUUGCCUCUUCUUGGACUACACUGUCUAUAUGCAUAUACUCUUCCUUUGACAGGAUUGGAAAAAAAAAAAAUUUUUUUCCCUUUACAGACAAAUGCUCUUUGUUCCCAAGAUUAUUCAGUCAAUCCAAGUGCAAAGGCACACCAAAUAUGAGAGACUGAAGAAAACCACUUACUACAGUGAUUCUCCAGUGAAGAAUUGCUUGAGAAACACUAUCUCCUGGACAAUAUUAUCUCCUCUCCAUGUGUUUAUGAAGAUUUCAUUUGAUGGGCCACAGCUACAAGAGACCACAGACUGAGGCAGCUGGAUGAGUAUAAUAGCUUGUAGUUUUUCUUAAAUAAAAAUCCUAACUUGCAAGGUAGCCAUGUUUUAGGUGAUGGUUAAUGCAUGUUAUUUAACUGCUGAAAAAGCCAAAUGAAAUGUACUUAAAUGUACUUUCAAGAUUUGUGAGGAUUUAUUUUGUUUUCAGUUUAACUAAUUCUGUGUUUAAAAAAAAUUUAGACUAACAUCUUAGUAACCAUUGCAGGGACAAUUGGAAUUUGGUUAUCAUAUUAACUAUAGAUUCUUGAAUUAUAGUUUUAGCCAGUACUGUAUUUCAAGAAAGUGAAUUUAAAAGAUGUAAUGGCUAACUUAUUUAAUAAGACAUUUGUGUUUUUAUGUUGUGAAAAUUAAUUAUGAGACAAAAGUAUGUGAACAUAAACCUGGCCCUGUGAAGGUAAAAUACAGUGAAUGUACCUAAGAGCUUUACUCCAGUGAAUCCUAUAUACCUACUGUAGGGGACUCAUUUUGCUGCAGGAGCAGCCAUCCUUGCAGCAGCCAGCUCUUGCUUUGGCUCAUUUGAUCCCUCACCUCAAACAACUGCAAUAAUGGAUCAGACAGUCAGGCAAAGCAAAACAUCCAGGCUUCACAGCCACCAGAAUAAAGGAAGUUUGUUCUCUGUG